Aspergillus heteromorphus CBS 117.55 is the source of this 3561-nucleotide messenger RNA. Its product is annotated as peroxidase/cytochrome P450 family protein. The transcript is spliced from 11 exons. Lineage: Eukaryota; Fungi; Ascomycota; Eurotiomycetes; Eurotiales; Aspergillaceae. Gene Ontology annotation, biological process: response to oxidative stress. The coding region runs from base 75 to 3413 and encodes 1112 amino acids. Gene Ontology annotation, molecular function: peroxidase activity; monooxygenase activity; iron ion binding. The record is from RefSeq and is a predicted model, not a curated record.
UCUUCUGUCCCCAUACUCCGUACCAUUGCCUUGUUCACAUUCCUUUAAAACUUAUCCGGUUUAACUUAAUCAUAAUGUUGCGCAGGUUUUCUUCGACGUUCAAGAAGUCGAAGGGCGACCCCAAAGCGGACAGCGACCCGAAGCCGAAUGGCGCGCAGGUGAACGGGCAGAGGCGCCAGUCGAAGGUGCCGACCCAGAAGCCUUUGCCCGAACAAAGUCAUAGCGAUCGCAAUGACAAGAGCGACGAUGGCGUGCCGGUGUUUGAGAAGUAUGCGCAGGUGUUGCACGCUUCGCGACGGCCUUUGCCGAACCAGACGGGGGAUGGUACCUACCUAGAGCAUGAGCACCCGGGUAGCCUACUCGGGGAUCUCAAGUCUUUGGGCUUCAAGGAUGUCGGUACGAUGAAGGACUUGAUCAAGACGAAGGCCAAGGGAGAAUACAUUGACGACAAGACCAUGCUCAUGGAGCGGAUCAUCCAACUCGUCAGUGGACUCCCCAGUAACUCAAAGACUCGCACCGAUCUUACCAACGCAUUCCUGGACGAGCUAUGGGGCUCAUUGCCCCACCCGCCUCUCUCAUUUAUGGGAGAAGAGUUCGCCUAUCGCUCAGCCGAUGGUUCUAACAACAACCCCACCCUUCCAUGGCUGGGAGCUGCUAACACGCCGUAUGCGCGCUCGAUUGCCCCGUUGACGAUUCAGCCUGGGGGUCUUCCGGAUGCAGGCCUAGUGUUCGAUUGUGUUUUCGCGCGCCAGAAGUUCAACCCUCACCCAAACAAAGUCUCCAGUCUGUUCUUUGACUGGGCGUCUCUAGUUAUUCACGAUAUUUUCCAGACCGACUACAGAGCUCCUCAUGUCAACAAGACAUCUGCCUACCUUGACCUUUCCAUCCUGUACGGUGAUAACCAGGAGGACCAAGACCUGGUCCGAACCUUCAAGGAUGGAAAACUCAAGCCCGACACAUUUUCGGAGCAGCGACUCCAGGCUUUCCCUCCGGCGUGCUCCGUCAUGAUGGUCAUGCUGAGCCGAUUCCAUAACUACGCAGUGGAAGAGCUUGCAGCCAUUAACGAGAACGGUCGCUUCAACAAGCCCCGUCCCGGCCUCUCCGAAGAAGAAACCAAAAAGGCCUGGGUCAAGUAUGACAACGAUCUGUUCCAGACCGGACGACUGGUUACGUGUGGUCUCUUUAUCAAUAUCACUCUGUAUGAUUAUCUGCGUACCAUCAUCAACAUGAACAGAAGCAACAGCACCUGGUGCUUGGAUCCCAGAGCGCAGAUGGAGGGCGGAAAGGCCACUCCUUCCGGUCUCGGUAACCAGUGCUCCGUGGAGUUCAACCUCGCGUAUCGCUGGCAUUCUGCUAUCAGUGCCAAUGAUGAGAAAUGGACCGAGGAGGUCUACGAAAAGCUCAUGGGAAAGCCUGCUGCGGAGGUUUCCAUGAUGGAGCUGUUGAAGGGAAUGGCUAGAUACGAGCAAGAAAUUCCCAAAGAUCCUUCCAAGCGCACAUUCGCCGAUCUCAAGCGCCAGGAAGAUGGAACCUUCAAGGACGAGGACCUGGUGACUAUCCUGGUCAAUGCGAUUGAAGAUGUUGCGAGUUCUUUCGGUGCACGGAACGUGCCAAAGGUCCUGCGGUCUGUCGAGAUCCUGGGCAUCGAGCAGAGUCGGAAAUGGAAUGUGGGCUCCCUCAACGAGUUCCGGAAGUUCUUUGACUUGAAGCCAUACGAGACUUUCGAGGAAAUUAACUCUGACCCUGAGGUCGCUGACGCGCUCCGUCACCUGUACGAGCACCCGGAUUACGUCGAACUCUACCCCGGUAUUGUGGCGGAGGAGGCCAAGGAGCCCAUGAUUCCUGGUGUCGGUAUUGCCCCGACCUACACGAUCUCCCGAGCGGUGCUCUCGGAUGCUGUUGCACUUGUCCGUGGUGACAGACACUAUACCAUCGACUACAACCCCCGGAACCUCACGAACUGGGGUUACAAUGAGGUUCGCUAUGAUCUCAACACCAACCAGGGAUGUGUGUUCUACAAGCUUGCGACACGGGCCUUCCCGCAGUGGUUCAAGUCGGACUCGAUCUACGCGCAUUACCCGAUGACCAUCCCGAGCGAGAACAAGGUCAUCAUGAAGAACCUGGGUCGCGAAUCUGACUAUUCUUAUGAUCGACCGACUUAUACCGAGCCCACAGCCAAUCUCCUGUCUUAUCCUAAUGUGAAGUUGGCUCUUGACAACCACAAGGAGUUCCGCAUGCUUUGGGGCGGUAUCGCCCCGCUUCAUGCUGGCAAGGGGGGAAGCGAUUUCUGGAGCCGGUCAUUCGAUAACGACCAGUGGCGGAAGAAUCUGAAGGACUUCUACGAAGACGCCACCUUGAAGCUGCUCCGCGAGAAGUCGUGUACUCUGGCAGGCAUCAAGCAGGUCGAUAUUGCAAGGGAUGUUGGAAACCUGGCCCCCGUGCAUUUCGUAUCGAAGUUCUUCUCCCUGCCCUUGAAGACCAACAGCAACCCCCGAGGUGUCUUCACCGAGCACGAAAUGUUCAUGAUCAUGGCGGUUGUCUUUACCUCUACCUUCUUUGAUGUUGACCCGUCCAAGUCCUUCCAGCUCCACCACGCGGCACGCGCUGUCGCUCAGGAGUUGGGCCGGAUUGUGGAAGGCCACGUCAAAUCUAUCAGCUCGCCAAGCUUCCUCUCCAGUCUCAUCGACAGCUUCCGCGAUGACCACAAUGCACUGAAGGACUACGGAGACCAGCUCAUCAAGCGCCUCUUGGAGAGUGGUCUGGGAGUGUCCGAUGUUACCUGGGGCCAGGUCAUGCCGGCGGCCGUUGAGAUUGUUCACAGCCAGAGCCAGAUGUUCACCCAAGUCAUCAACUACUACUUGAAUGAGGGGAGGCAGUAUCUUCCGGGAGUCAAUCUCGCCGCCAAGGAGGACACCGAAGAGGCCAACGACAAGCUCUCUCGCUACUGCUUGGAAGCCAUCCGUCUGAAUGGAAACCUUGGAACUUUCCGCGUGUCUCAAAACGACGUGUGGAUAUCCGAUGAAAGCGGCGACCACGAAAUCAAGGCUGGCGAGAAGGUGUUUGUUGGCUCGGUCAAGGCCAAUCGGGACCCGACGGCCUUCCCGUCGCCCAACGAAGUUCGCCUGGACCGUCCCCUGGCGUCCUACCUCAACUUCGGCACCGGCCGCGAGAGCGGGCUGGGCAAGGAAGCCAAUCUGAUUGCGGUGACCGCGAUGGUCCGGGUUGUCGCCCGUCUGGACAAUCUCCGCCCUGCUCUUGGGGCCCAGGGUGUCUUGAAGAAGAUCCCUCAGCCGGAGGGAUACUCGUUGUACCUGCGGGAGGACUACGGAAGCUUCUCCCCCUGCCCAACCACCUGGAAGCUCCACUACAACGGCGACGUGCCCGCCCCCAAGCGGCAGGUCACCACCGUUUGAGAUGUGUAUGACUCGAAACCAUUCGUUUAGCCGAGACCAUCGGUGUGAUGUGUCUGUUUUUCUUUGAGAUAUCCUUGUCGCUUUAUGAGAGAGUGAUCUCUUCCGGUGUACUCGCUACUGUUCGAUAAUCCCAUUUGUUACAUCAUGU